Cannabis sativa is the source of this 886-nucleotide messenger RNA. RefSeq names its product NAD(P)H-quinone oxidoreductase subunit L, chloroplastic. Bases 140 to 709 code for a protein of 189 amino acids. Gene Ontology annotation, molecular function: oxidoreductase activity, acting on NAD(P)H, quinone or similar compound as acceptor. NCBI's taxonomy places the organism in Eukaryota, Viridiplantae, Streptophyta, Magnoliopsida, Rosales, Cannabaceae. The record is from RefSeq and is a predicted model, not a curated record. The transcript is spliced from 5 exons.
UUUCUUUUCUUUCAAAUUCUUAAUUCCAUAAAAACCAGGGACCACAAAGGCCUUAGCUAAUGGCUACCAUGAAAAUAUGAACUAAAAAAAAAAAGAUAAGAAAACAGAGAAAAAAGAAGAACCAAAGCUCAGCUCUGAAAUGAGUUUCAGCUUCCAUAUCCCCAAGGCUCUGCCUCCACUCACCUCUUCUUCUCAGAGUAGAAAAAAUCCUCUCUUUCUUAAUUCUAAACACAACCCUUCAUCCUUAACUACUCAUCUCAAUCAAAAGAGAAUAAGAAGCAUUAUUCAAAAGCCAAUUGAGUAUUUUCAGCUCAAAAAAUCUAGUUUGGUUCUACAAGUUGCAGCAAUUUUGGCCACUGUUGAACAGCCUGCUUUUGCAGUAACAGGAGUUAAUAAUGAGCAAGAACUUUCAUGGGUUCUAAUACAACUUGGAGUUGUUGGCUUUUUCUACUUCCUAGUUAUGCCACCAGUAAUUAUGAACUGGCUUAGGUUAAGAUUCUACAAAAGAAAACUCUUGGAGACUUAUUUACAGUUCAUGUUUGUUUUCAUCUUCUUUCCUGGUAUGAUUCUUUGGGCACCAUUUUUGAACUUCAGAAAGUUUCCACGUGAUCCAUCAAUGAAGUAUCCUUGGUCUAAGCCUUCUGAUCCUUCAAAGAUUAGAAGCCAAUACUACAAAUACCCAUAUGCUGAAACUGAUGAUUAUUUAUGAUCAGUAAAUCUAAUAUUUUCUGAUUCACUAGUCGGAGUGCUAAUAUCAAUCUCUUAUUAGGUUCAAAAACACAUCAAAUAUUUUUUUUCAUUACUGUAUUUAUUAUAAUUACAAAAUCAUUCUUGUAAAUUUUUAAAAAUAUUCUAAUAAUAAAGUUUUUUAAACACAAGUAGUAAA